Messenger RNA from Colletotrichum spaethianum, 1053 nucleotides. RefSeq names its product putative thioesterase atnL. The transcript has a single exon. The coding region runs from base 1 to 1053 and encodes 350 amino acids. The record is from RefSeq and is a predicted model, not a curated record. NCBI's taxonomy places the organism in Eukaryota, Fungi, Ascomycota, Sordariomycetes, Glomerellales, Glomerellaceae.
AUGUCGGAUGUACUCUGGUUUAGCAGCUUGAACGGGACCGUCACCCCAACUGGAUCCCCCAAAUUUGGGACAAACCACGAAACAACCCAUGGCCUCUCGUUCGCCUCCCACACAUCAUAUCUAGAUCCUGCAAACUUCGCUACUCUGCUCAGGCCAUACCCAAUCUUCAUUCUUAUUCUCAUUUUCUUCAGCGCUCUCAACCGCAAGUCCUUCCCCUUCAUCUGGCACCUCCGCGUCCUCAAUGCCUUCCGCUUCACAAUCAGGACCCUCCGGCCACAAGUACGGCCUCGUCCCUCAAUGGUUUUCCAACCUAUGAUCACUUCCUCCUCAGCCGACCUUGCAGAAAUGGAUUUUAACCUCCACAAGACAAACUCAUCCUACUUCGCUGAUGCAGACAUCGCCCGCGCCCACCUCAUGUCAACCCUCUUCGCCCCAGCCAUAGAGCACAUGCGCGGUGGUUCAGGAGCCUACACCGGAGCCGGCGCUCCCCUCUUCGGCCUUGCACUGGGUGCGGUUUCGUGUUCUUUCCGUCGCGAGAUCCACCCAGGAAGCUCCUUCGACAUGUGGACCCGCAUUCUGUCCUGGGACGACAAGUGGUUUUACAUCGCCACGCACUUCGUUCGCAAGGGCGCCGGCAACCCGGGCACGAGCAGCCUGUAUCCUGACCAGGGGCUGCGAGGAGGCUCCAAGUCGUUCAACGCGGAAAGAGAUUUAUACGCGACGGCCCUGAGCCGUUGCGUGUUUAAGUCGGGCCGCAAGACCGCAUCUCCGGCGGACAUGCUCCGCAUGGCCUGUCUUGUGCCCAAUGACGACGCUCCGUCUGUUGAAUCGGACGAAGAGACCGACAAUGAGAUACGGGACUUCGAGGAGCAUCGCCAGUGCGGUAUGAAGCUUGCGUCGAUGCUGACCAAAGAGAACCAGCUUGCGCUUGAAGCCGAGUUCCACGGUGGUGAGGGCGAGGUGCUCGGCAGACACACGGAUGGGACAGGAGUCGCCGGCGUGGUUCUCACACUACUACAACUGGUUGGCCUAAAGAGGAAAUGGUAUUUGUAG